GUGAAAAAGGUGAAAAAAUCUGUUCUCGUUCGCAUCUUCGCUGUAAUCGCGCAGAAUUUCGACAAGUGUGUGCAAAAUUCGAACCCGUUUUUCUUCCGGUGGUGCGUGUGCGUGGGACCCGAAACAACCAGACCCGAUCCCGAAAUGAUUGGAAACCUUGCGAAGCUGUCGUACGUCCGCGGGGUGUCGCAAGCCGUGGCCAACGGAACCAAGGCAGCCGCUGUUCCGGUGCUCGCAGAGUCCAAGCCGAAAGUUGCAGGUCAGACUCCCGUCGUUUCGUCGGCUGGUGCCAAUGCUAGUCUGCCAGCAUUCGCGGUCCGGGCCGUGUCCGGAAUAGCAGUUAACGGACAGAUCCGCAGCGCUCAUACCGAUAUCACCACCCCGGACUUCUCGGCCUACCGCCGAGAUCAGGUUAAGCGGCCAAAUGCCAAGAACAACUCAGCCGAUGAACGUGCUGCGUUCACCUACCUGAUGGUAGGAGGUUCCUUGGUGACCACGGCCUACGUCGCCAAAUCGUUGGUGUCAACCUUUGUCGGGUCGAUGAGUGCCUCGGCCGAUGUGCUAGCCAUGGCCAAGAUUGAAAUCAAGCUUUCCGACAUCCCGGAGGGCAAAUCGGUCACCUUCAAAUGGCGUGGUAAGCCGUUGUUCAUUCGCCAUCGCACAGCCGCCGAAAUUUCCGCUGAGGAAUCUGUUAACGCCGGAAGCCUACGGGACCCGCAAACCGACUCUGAACGUGUUAAGAAACCGGAAUGGUUGGUUGUCAUCGGUGUCUGCACGCAUCUGGGCUGUGUACCAAUUGCCAACGCUGGAGACUUUGGGGGAUACUACUGUCCGUGCCACGGUUCCCACUACGACGCUUCGGGACGUAUCCGGAAGGGCCCGGCCCCGCUAAACCUGGAGGUUCCGUAUUACGAAUUCCCCGAGGAUAAUCUGGUUGUGGUUGGUUAAGCCGUUUACAAGGUGCUUCAUUUAGUUUUUCCACCCAAUUUAAUAACAAUCCAAAUAGGUACCACAAUAUCUGGGAUGCUAGUUAAAAUUUCGGAAGAUAUCCUUCUACUUGUAAUUAAACAACUCUGUCAUACCUAAAUUGCAACAAUUGGGAGUGUAUCAGCAAUUACUGACUUCAAACAAGGAUAUUGUACCCAAACCAA
This is a messenger RNA of Uranotaenia lowii, 1151 nucleotides long. RefSeq names its product cytochrome b-c1 complex subunit Rieske, mitochondrial (gene RFeSP). Gene Ontology annotation, biological process: mitochondrial electron transport, ubiquinol to cytochrome c. Bases 145 to 948 code for a protein of 267 amino acids. Gene Ontology annotation, cellular component: membrane. The record is from RefSeq and is a predicted model, not a curated record. The transcript has 4 exons. Gene Ontology annotation, molecular function: 2 iron, 2 sulfur cluster binding; quinol-cytochrome-c reductase activity. NCBI's taxonomy places the organism in Eukaryota, Metazoa, Arthropoda, Insecta, Diptera, Culicidae.